AUGAGACAAAGGGUACCAUUCCGUUUCUCUGAAGACGAGGACCAGGAGGAUCAUAUCCUGGACGAGCAAGAGCAAGAGGCGGUCAUCGACCGUUUACGCCAGACGAGUGCUAGCUCGAACGCGAUAUACCUCUUAGGACUGCAGGCAGCCAUAGGCCUUUCAUUUCUCUUACACGCCCUAUAUGCAUUCCGCUCUCCAAAACGCUCCCCUUUUGCCGUCCUUUUCCCCGACGUGCCCUCAGAAGCACCUGUGCCUCUUGCUAGUCUGUUGGUUUUGCUCCAAACAGCGAUUCAAUGCAACCUGAGCCUAAACGUGCUUCCUCCGAACCACUGGCUACGGCACGCGGUACAGACAAAUGCUCUCCCACCAUCCUUUCGACCGCCCAUUCCACUCUCCCACCCUGUCACUAUCAUCCUGCCACUCGUAGCACCCGUGUAUGCCCUACUGUUGGGCCAGGGUUGGAUUGAUGUCCUCUGGUGGAGUACGGCAGGCAUCCUCACAGGUAUAGUCGCCGUCGCUCUGCAGUGGAUGAAGGAGGCAGAGGCUGCGCUCGCAGAGCUGGAGAAGCUGCGCUACGUGGCGAGAGGUGCUUAA
Messenger RNA from Trametes versicolor FP-101664 SS1, 594 nucleotides. RefSeq lists its product as uncharacterized. Bases 1 to 594 code for a protein of 197 amino acids. Lineage: Eukaryota; Fungi; Basidiomycota; Agaricomycetes; Polyporales; Polyporaceae. The transcript has 3 exons. The record is from RefSeq and is a predicted model, not a curated record.